AGUUGAUUACGAAACCUCAACGCAAUUCGACGCGUUUUUUGGUAGUGCGAAGUUUGCUUCAGUUCCUCCGGUGGAUAAGUUUAAGUGAGCGAAGUUUGUUGGACUUUGGUUGAACAAUAGAAUAGUAGUUCGGUGAAGCGUGGAACAAGUUUGGAGCUGUGAACUGAACUUUAAUGACGGUUAAUUGCUUGGAUAUUGAAGAGUAAAAGGUAUCGCAAAAAAGUCCUUUCGCUGCCCGCGACAGUUCGAUCGGGAGGAAUCUGAUAAUUGGAUAAGUGAUUUUCAAGGGCUCGGAAAUGAGUUCAGCGUAUUUGCAGUACAAUCCGUCAAUGAUGUACGGAGGAGGAGGUGGUAUGGAGUCGUCAUAUAAUCACUACGGAAUGACAACCAGUUCGCAGUGCUACGGGUACGCAACCGAUGGGGCUUCCUCGGAAGGUUAUCACAGCCCAGGACCGGAGCCUAGUCCGGAAUCAUAUUACGCAUCCCCUGAAGAGAGCAGUCCGGCCGGUUUCAAUUAUGGAUACAAUGGAUCUAAUUCAGCGAUUAACGGUUACGUCGAUCCGUACUACAACUACACGAGCAACAAUUUCAAGACAGCCAGUCCAACGAUCCCGAAGCUGAUACCUGAUAGCUUUACGUCGAUUAAUAGUAGCCUGUCGAGGUAUUCUGGCGAUUCCAAAUCUGACAAAGUGCCCUGCUUCGACCGAAUCUACAGUCCUUACCCGAUACCAUCGAGAAGUUUGGCACCUACCACCCUGCAGUCCAGUUCACCGACCCCGAGCACCCUCAGCAGCAGUAGCAGCAAUGGAUCUCUCUGUACCUCAUUGCUCGCGGGUGGCUGCAUCCAGCCGGAGGUCGUGAAAAAACGCCGUCUGGCGGCCAACGCACGCGAGCGGAGGCGUAUGAACAGUUUGAACGAUGCGUUCGAUCGCCUCCGGGAUGUGGUACCUUCGCUCGGCAACGAUCGGAAGCUGUCCAAGUUUGAAACUCUUCAGAUGGCCCAGACGUAUAUCGCGGCGUUGAACGAGCUGCUGUCGAGGAACUGAUGAUGAAGAUGGGGAGGAUUGGGGACGUUGGAAGUGAGUGACCAAGGCUGCACAAGUGUGAUUAGAGAUAAGUGGGCCAUUCUGAGUCUAUAAGAAGAUAUGCACAUUUUGACAGACCAUUGUAAAUGAUUUAUUCUACACACGCAAAUGUUUCUUAAAUUGUUAUUGUUUUUUUGACGGAAAUCUUUAAACUGGUUGUAGUAGAAUGUUUACAAUCUCCUUUUGUCACAUAACAUUGCAGCCAGAUAUUUUUUGUUUGUAUAUUGAUCAUCAUUAGUAGGCGGUUUUAUCUAAAUUUCAAACGUACCAGCCAAAUUCGCAUAUUUGGCCUAUUUGCUGUCAAAUAAGUGAGUUCGAGUAGUACUUAAAAGCACAGUAUAGCUUUCGCGUGAGAAUGAACUAUUGGCAUAGAGGGAUCUGUAUCCCGAUUAUUGUAAAUACAAAAAACUAUAUAAGCAGACGUAACACGUCUGGCGUAUAUUAUUCGUGUGCUAGCAGACCAAUUAUUAGAUUUGUACUACUUAGUUAAGGUCACGUCUCGUAACGUAAGAAAUCGUUUGAACUGUAUAGAUUAACCACAAGUUUGCAAGUUCCUCGUAAUUAUCGCCUACCUAGCUUGUACCAAGUAUUUACGCCGAAGAAGUAAAAAAAGGCGCCUAAACACUGUCUAAAAGUGUUUGUUCGAUAAACAUGUAAAUAAUAUUUUAACGAACCACAGACAGCCUCCUCCGACUUCGGCGUGCUGGCUGAGCCAAUGAUGACUGGGCCCUGAAGUGACGAUUAUUGGCCAAUUAUCGAAUUAUCCGGCAGCGCUCUCGCUGCUCGCUGUUAUGAGGCUCGGGCCCGGUCCCAGAAGCGAAGCCACCAAAGUCGUACGGGGCAGUCCCCGGUGUGUUCGCGCGCGCUGCACAGGAAAAAUGUGGACUGAUUCGAUUAGGUUUAAAUUAUAGAUGAUGUGGAAUAUAGGAGGAAAAAAAAACAUUAAAGCGUUUGAGAAAUCUUCGUACGGAGUAAAAACGAUAAAAGUAGCACCAAGAGACGAAAGACUUGUUACUUAAAUUAUAUCGAUUUAGGACACACAAACACUCCAGUAGAGUGAGCUUUUCAGAAGUAAGGGGGGAAAUAAAUCCUAAGUGUAAAUACAAGAAAACGAACAUGAUUGUGCA
Molecule: messenger RNA, 2212 nt
Organism: Topomyia yanbarensis
Lineage: Eukaryota; Metazoa; Arthropoda; Insecta; Diptera; Culicidae
Exons: 1
Coding region: 297-1046 (249 amino acids)
Molecular function (GO): protein dimerization activity
Source: RefSeq, a predicted model, not a curated record